AUGGCAGACCUCGCCAGUCUGGUUCAUCUCUACUGGAACGUCCGAGUGCGCCUAUCCAUCGACGACGUCCUUCUCGUCUGCGGAGCACGGUUCGUCAUCCCGCACAGCCUACGACGUGAAGUGCUCGAACGUCUUCAUGACAGUCACCAAGGCGUCGACAGGACAAAGCUGCGCACCAGACAUUCGGUGUACUGGCCUAACAUCGACCAGGACGUCCACAAAUUCGUGACAUCAUGUCGCCACUGCCAUGAGAGACUGCCCAGCCUGCAGAGGGAGCCACUCAUGACCGACCCCAAGCCGACGACAGUCUUUCAGUCCGUGUCGGCGGACUUCUUCCACCACGCAGGAAAGACGUUCCUCGUGUACGCCGACAGACUCUCCGGUUGGCCCAUCGUCGUCUCCUGCGACAGAGAAGCGACGUCUCGGAUCCUCGUCUGCUCUCUGCGCGAGCUUUUCUCCUCCACAGGCGUGCCAAACGUCCUGAGAAGCGACGGAGGCCCACAGUUCACGGCGCACCACACCAGGGACUUCCUCGUGCGCUCGUGCGCAGACACGUGCUAUCAAGUCCGCACCACCCCCAGUUGA
Messenger RNA from Pollicipes pollicipes, 585 nucleotides. RefSeq lists its product as uncharacterized. Lineage: Eukaryota; Metazoa; Arthropoda; Thecostraca; Pollicipedomorpha; Pollicipedidae. Gene Ontology annotation, biological process: DNA integration. The record is from RefSeq and is a predicted model, not a curated record. The transcript has a single exon. Gene Ontology annotation, molecular function: nucleic acid binding. The coding region runs from base 1 to 585 and encodes 194 amino acids.